Molecule: messenger RNA, 3930 nt
Organism: Danio aesculapii
Lineage: Eukaryota; Metazoa; Chordata; Actinopteri; Cypriniformes; Danionidae
Product: zinc finger protein 431-like
Exons: 3
Coding region: 112-1953 (613 amino acids)
Biological process (GO): regulation of DNA-templated transcription
Molecular function (GO): RNA polymerase II cis-regulatory region sequence-specific DNA binding; DNA-binding transcription factor activity, RNA polymerase II-specific
Source: RefSeq, a predicted model, not a curated record
CAGCUGUAAAUACUGGAGUAUUCCCAUCAGUCUACAAGUGAAGACGAGCAUCAGACCAUCAGGAAGAAGAGAAAUCUGCAAAGACAGAGUUUAUUGAAGGACAGUGAGAAGAUGAGUGAUCCAGAACCCUUCAUAAUUAAAGUGGAGGAGACUGAAGAAAUGGAUGUGAUGGUGAAGGAGGAGAGUGAAGAACUGAGUGAAGAUGAAGAUAAAUAUCAUGGCAUAUUUGAAGAAGAAACUCAAUCGGAAAUUGAUCAUAGUUUUUUCAUAAAUACAAAAGCCGUAAAUGGUUUCAUCUGCACUCAGUGUGGAAAGAGUUUCAGGCAUAACCGCGAUCUCGUUCGUCACAUGAUGAUCCACACUGGAGAGAAACCUUACCAGUGUUCACACUGCGACAAGAGAUUCAAUGAUCCAGGAUACCUGAAAGCACACGAGAGGAUUCACACUGGAGAUAAACCAUAUCACUGCAUUGAUUGUGGGAAGAGUUACAUUCAGUCAUCUUCUCUACGAAUGCACAGAUUAAAAUAUCACAGUCUGAUGGUGGCGGAGGAGAGCGAAGUACUGAGUGAAGAUGAAGAUAAAACUCAAUCAAAGACUGAAGAUGGUUUUUUAUUUAACACAACAGCUGUAACAGGUUUCAUCUGCAGUCUGUGUGGAAAGAGUUUCAAUUGUAAAUACUAUUUCAAGCUUCACAUGAUGAUCCACACUGGAGAGAAACCGUACAAAUGUGAUCAGUGCAGCAAAACGUUUUUGAAGCCUUCAGACCUGAAGAGCCAUCAUCGAAUUCACACAAACGAGAGGCCUUACUCGUGCUCUGAAUGUGGGAAGAGUUUUACCCAUCAACUUUAUCUAAAAGCACAUGAGAAGAUCCACAGUGGCGUGAGGGAGUUUGUGUGCGAUAAGUGCGAGAAGACUUUUUUAAGAGCUGGAAACUUGAAACGACACCAGAGGACUCACACUAAAGAGAAACCGGACAACCAGUCAAACUGCAGCACGGGAUUCAAUCAAACACAAAUCCUGAAAACACACGAGAGGACUCACACUGAAGAAAAACCGGACAACCAGUCAAACUGCAGCACGGGAUUCAGUCAGACUCAAAUCCUGAAAACACACGAGAGGACUCACACUGAAGAGAAACCAGACAACCAGUCAAACUGCAGCACGGGAUUCAAUCAGACUCCAAUCCUGAAAACACACGAGAGGACUCACACUGAAGAGAAACCGGACAACCAGUCAAACUGCAGCACGGGAUUCAAUCAGACUCCAAUCCUGAAAACACACGAGAGGACUCACACUGAAGAGAAACCGGACAACCAGUCAAACUGCAGCACGGGAUUCAAUCAGACUCCAAUCCUGAAAACACACGAGAGGACUCACACUGAAGAGAAACUAUACACGUGUAUUGAGUGUGGGAAGAGUUUCAUGAAAUUCUCAUGGCUUUUUCACCACAUGAAGAGCCACACUGGAGAGAGAGCGCACAAGUGUGAUCAGUGCAGCAAAACAUUUUCAAACCAUUCAGGUCUGAAGGAACAUCGCAGAGUUCACACAAACGAGAAGCCUUAUUCAUGCUCCGAGUGCGGGAAGAGUUUUAGAUAUCGGUCAAAUCUAAAAGACCACGAGAAGCUCCACACUGGUGUGAAAGAGCACGUGUGCUUAGAGUGUGGGAAGGGUUUUAUUAGAGCUCGGGUACUGAAACAACACCAGAGGAUCCACACCGGAGAGAAACCGUACCAGUGUUCACAAUGCGACAUGAGAUUCAGACUGUUACAAAACCUGAAACAACACCAGAGGAUUCACACUGGAGAGAUACCGAACACGCAUUCAGUGUCUCAAUCAACACAUGCUGAUCCACACCGGAGAGAAAACGCACAAAUGCAAUCAGUGCAGCAAAACAUUUUUGAAGGCUUCACCGCUGAAGAAACAUCUUCGAGUUCAUAUAAAGAAGAAGCCUAAUACAUGUUCUUUAGCUCCAUCAGAAACUUGCUCAGCCCCCCACAAGGGUUUCCUAAUGACUUUUCCUAUUUCCUUUCAUGAGAUAACUCAAGCAAAAAACAGUCAGUUUCUGUGUACAACCCUUAACCAGCCUUAUGUCCUCAGCAACUUUAAACUGAAGAACAAACUAAAAAAUCCAUCUGAAACGGAGUUAUGUUUGAGUUUGUUGUGAAAGUUCGAAUCAGAUGAGGGAGUUAAAACCCCUUUGAGCUGCCUUUGUUCUGUGGUAGUUCGGCAGUCAGUGGGUCUGUUUUGGAGCUUCGGCUUGUUUGACAUGCAUUUCAUCACCAGUCAGAUCACCUAAGUGAAAUUUUGGCUCCUAAACCCUAGGGCUGCACGAUUCUGGCUAAAAUGUGAAUCAAGAUCUCGUUUUUGUCACAAUUCUGUAGAUGUAAAAUAAAGGGUAAUAUUGGUAGGCUAUUAUUAUUGUUGAUUCUCAAACAUAUGGUAAAACAACAACAAUAAUAAUAAUAUCAGGCCUGUGUGUAGGUCUACUGUUGGGUAAAAUGCUAAAUUUUGUACCGUCAUUAUGGUGGACUUGAACACACUUUUAAUAUGUCCUGUUUGUUAAUUCACAGUAAAAUGAUGACUUCAGAAUAUAACUAUUCAUAAUUAUAAAGUUGAUUUAUUAUGUUUGAGACAUGUGCUUGUCAUCUGUUAUUGACAACAUUAUUAGACCAUUUGUUUUCACUGGUAAAAUGAGACAUUUGUCAUCAUCAGAUUCCUUCUUGCAUUAUAUCCAGCAUUAUAUAGGCUAGUUAUACCGACACAGUAAACAUUUAUUUUCAUGCACAACACUGUGUUAGCUAAGACAAAACAAAUCAAAUGCUUGUCGUAAUCAUAACUGUAAAAUGCGAUAUGAUCAUUUAAAUUAUGUGCGCGCCGGUGCCUGAGGGAGCGAGUUCAAGCCAAACAGUGAGAACAGCGCCUACUAGGGUCACAGAAUACGAUCUUCACUUUCACUUCCCAGUGCGGCUCAUGGCAGCCAUCACAAAAAAAACACACAUGCAAAUCAUUCUUUCAGCGCGGCUCUCAAAAAAUCGCUCUGUGCAACAAACCGAAUGUUAUUUACAACUUUAUUACUUGUUAUUCACAGCAUAUGCAGGUUCUGUUCACUAAAGUAGGGGUGAUUGGUGUGGAUGCGCGUUCUCGGUAGUCAAACAGCUCACGGUCGCCUCAUGUGAUUUUGCAGCCGCGAAUACAUUACAUUUAGAAAGAAAUGACAUUUCUGGGUGAAUUAUACCUUAUAAACACAGUAUGUGACACUUUUAACACCAUUUGAAGGUGUCCAUGUUGCUGUGAAGACUUGUGUGGCCGCCUUUACUCGUCUCUCCUGACCUUGAAUCGAAGAAAAGCUGAAUUAAGAUCGUGUGUAGGGUCGAAUUGAGAUUGUGAUCUUUUUUUCGAUUGAAUCGUGCAGCCCUACUGAACACCUUUGUGCAGUUUUAAAACUAAACCGUUGCCUUUGGGGGACUUUUUUUUUUUCUCUAAGGGUGGAGGGUGAGGGUUGGGUCGGGCUUCAUUUGAUCUUGAGGGUGCAUUCACACUAUGUUAUCCGAACCAAGCCCAGGCACAAUUCCUGGUUCGUUUUACAAGUGUGAGUGCUCUGAAUCAGGCUCAGGUGUGGUUCAGUUGGCCGGCCCUGGCCUGGUUGAAAGAGGUGUGCCAGAGCGCGGUUCGGUUGACUGCAAAGCACGCCUGAGCACAAAACUGAAGACGAGACGUGACUGUUUCAUAUGGAUUUAUUAUUCAUUCUUACUGUUCAAUGAACACAAGCUGUCACCCCUCGCUGAACAACAGCUGCGCCUUCAGCAAACCUCCUAAUACAUGCAGCACGAGGACUUUAUGAACAUUUAUGAGUGUCAAAAGUUGUGGAUCUGUUCGGUGAAAUAUUUGACUGUUUCACUGCAUCCCAAACCACUAAAAUGAUAUAAGUAA